Molecule: messenger RNA, 867 nt
Organism: Colletotrichum karsti
Lineage: Eukaryota; Fungi; Ascomycota; Sordariomycetes; Glomerellales; Glomerellaceae
Exons: 2
Coding region: 1-867 (288 amino acids)
Source: RefSeq, a predicted model, not a curated record
AUGGACAGCCACUACUACCGCGGAGCAAACUAUUAUGUUAACGCAACGUCUCCAGUGUCGGCGGGAGGAGACUACCUCGAGUCUCCCACGUUCUUAGAGGCACCGGCACUCGUCCGACAACUGUCCGACGCCAGCUCGAGAGAGCCUCUCACCCCGUCCUCCUACGGCUCGCCUGGAUCUCCGGGCAUGUCGUACGCCUACCACACCAUGAGUCACUCUCCGGCGGACGACAGCUAUGCGGCAUACUACGGCGAGGACGCCGCGUACUACGGCGACGAAUACGCCAGCACCGCGACGUCCUCGUCGGCGCAGCAAGCCGGCGAAGCCUACUACGGCGACGUCGACUGGUCAAAAUAUGACUACGUCCCCACCGAAGACGGAGGUUAUUGGCAGAUGAAACCACGAUUCGUUCCUGCAGGACAGUAUCCACCGGUGAUACCUCACUCGGGGGGCCAGGAGCAGCAAGAGGCGGUAGACUACAAGUUCCCCUGCCUCGAGGCGGGCUGCAGCGCGAACCCGUUCAAGCGCAAGGCGGACCUGGAGAGACACUACAGACAAGUCCAUCAAGACCCGUCCAAGAAGGAAGCUCACAAGUGCGACUACCCCAAGUGCUCGAGGAAGAACGAACCGUUCGGACGGCGAGACCACUUCCGGGACCACCUGCGAGACUAUCACAACGAGGACAUCUUCAAGCGGGGGACGCACGUGGACGACAGCUGGCUCCAGGGCCGCAACCUCUCGUCGCGGUGGUGGCGGUGCUCAAAGUGCCUGAUCAGGGUCGACGUCAACUCGUACCCCGACCACGUUUGUCCGAAAUGCAAGAACCCGUGCGAGGACAAGCGCAAGCGGGCUCGAGGUUGGCAUUGA